This is a messenger RNA of Cyphellophora europaea CBS 101466, 1167 nucleotides long. RefSeq lists its product as uncharacterized. The transcript has a single exon. Lineage: Eukaryota; Fungi; Ascomycota; Eurotiomycetes; Chaetothyriales; Cyphellophoraceae. The record is from RefSeq and is a predicted model, not a curated record. The coding region runs from base 1 to 1167 and encodes 388 amino acids.
AUGUCCAACGAAAUCCCACUGCCAGCACAUCUUCUCCAUCUUGAAGCCAUGCUCAGUGUGGUUGAUACCAAAUACAAAUACCGAGAGCAGAUCUUUUUGCGCGAUAGAGGGCUUGUCAAAUUCAAUGAAGGUGGCAACAGCAAUCACAACGGGCGCAGAUACCACUACUGGAUCGAGGGUACUGACAAGGAAGUGAAUGUCACCUUCUAUCCGCGUUUCAAAGAGCAAGGAAGGCAGUUCGGUAUCCUCAUUGCGUCUUCACCAGACUUUGACGAAAUUAUCAUCGGCCGUUGUCCUACUAAGCCACGAAAAUACUUCAAGUUCUGGCGUGGCGUGAGUCAUGAUUUCGGGGGAGACGAAAACGACGAUGUUCUGAUCUACAAAGCGCUCGAGGAGCCCGACUUCGUCAAGGCUGCCCGCCAACAACGGACCCGAGAGCAGGAUAGUGUCACCAGGACUGCCAGUGAGUCGAGUCAACUGAUUGCGUACGCCCGGCUAAUGGAGUCAGAUGCUGUAGAAUCGGCUGCUUUUGACGAAGACGACGAAGACGCUGGACUUCGAGCAAAUGGGCCAACUUUGUUACUCAACCUUCGACGCACAUUCCCGCAGCCAGCCAAUCGACCCAGAAGCAAUGACUGGUCUGAGUCGGAUGAUGAGCCCAUUGCUCCUGGACGCCUCAGCUUGAGCACAAGAACGAAAUCUGGUUCACAGAGUGUCACUAAUCACGUAACCGACGAGGACGUUUCCGACAUGGGCGACAUCGAGUAUGCGAGCGAGACUGAGAAGGCCAGAAGUGGCGGCGACAAAGAUCAAAACGGCGACGACAGAAGCGAAGACAACGACGCGUGCAUCGUCGUUCCAACAACAACCUCCAUCGACAACAUCGACGUUGUCUUCGUGAGCACCAGCGGCACACAACUCCGCACUCGCAAAUGGAGUUCAUGCGACAAUGACCAGAAGCUGUUCAACCAGGCCGGCGCAGCGUUUUUCCUCGAAACAGGUGCCAGACCAGAUGUUCUCGUGCUCACAAUUCGCGGCCUAAUAAGUCAAAGCUUUCCUGUGGUUGCCGGCGACAUGCAAGACUUUGAUGCUCUACUGGGAGGUGUUGAGCAAGCGGUCAGCUCUCAGAGUGCGGGGCAGGUUGUCGUGGAGGUCCGAUGCCUGUAA